Mercurialis annua (annual mercury) is the source of this 3132-nucleotide messenger RNA. Its product is annotated as linoleate 13S-lipoxygenase 3-1, chloroplastic. Gene Ontology annotation, molecular function: oxidoreductase activity, acting on single donors with incorporation of molecular oxygen, incorporation of two atoms of oxygen; protein binding; metal ion binding. NCBI's taxonomy places the organism in Eukaryota, Viridiplantae, Streptophyta, Magnoliopsida, Malpighiales, Euphorbiaceae. Bases 173 to 2947 code for a protein of 924 amino acids. The transcript has 8 exons. The record is from RefSeq and is a predicted model, not a curated record. Gene Ontology annotation, biological process: lipid oxidation.
GCCACCCAACUCACCACCAAAUCACAUUUCAAAUACACUCUCUCUUCUCUGCAUAACCAAAUCAAAUAAUUUUCAUAUAACCUAUAGUUUUUUAUUAUAACCUAUAGUUUUUAUACAGAGUCAGAGGGAGUGAAACAAAAAACAGUAAGAAUCUGAUCUUAAGAUUGGUAACAUGGCACUAGCUAAAGAAUUCAUGGGUACUUCUUUGAUGGAUAAAUCAUCAUGCAAAGCUAUGUUUUUGAAUCAAAAGUCUCAUAAUAAUCAUUUUUUUGGAAGUAUUCCUUCAGUUUUUGUGCCUUUACAGCAGCAGAAAAAGAUUAGAGUGGUUAAAAAAGGUGGUACAGUGGCUGCUAUAAGUGAAGAUUUGAUUAAGGCUAAUAAUAAAAAUAGUAGUGGUAAUGAUACUGUUUUGCCGGAGAAGAGUGUAAAGUUCACGGUUAGAGCAGUUGUGACCGUUAGAAAUAAAGAUAAAGAAGAUUUUAAAGAUACAAUUGCUAAACAUUUGGAUGCUUUUGCUGAUAAAAUUGGAAGAAAUGUUGUUUUGGAGCUCAUUAGUACUGAACUUGAUCCAAGAACUAAUGCACCAAGGAGAAGCAAAGAAGCUGUUUUGAAAGAUUGGUCCAAGAAAGCAAAUGUUAAAGCUGAGAGGGUUCAUUAUUCUGCUGAUUUUUUAGUGGACUCUAAUUUUGGUGUGCCUGGGGCAAUUACAGUGAGUAAUAAACAUCAGCAGGAGUUUUUCUUGGAGACUAUCACACUUGAAGGUUUUGCUAAUGGUCCUGUUCAUUUCCCUUGUAAUUCUUGGGUUCAAUCUAAGAAAGAUCACCCUGGGAAGAGGAUUUUUUUCUCUAAUGAGCCAUAUUUACCAAGUGAGACACCAGCUGGGCUAAGAGGUUUAAGAGAAAAAGAACUAAAAGAAAUUAGAGGCGACGGUAAAGGAGUUCGGAAAUUGUCGGAUAGGAACUACGACUACGAUGUAUAUAAUGACUUGGGAAAUCCAGACAAGGGUAUUGAUUAUGCCAGGCCAAAACUUGGAGGUGAAAUCAGGCCGUAUCCGAGACGGUGUCGUACUGGCCGUGUUCCAACUAUCACAGAUGCGAACGCAGAGUGUCGCCUAGAGAAGCCAUUGCCAAUGUAUGUGCCGAGAGAUGAACAAUUUGAGGAAUCUAAGCAAAAGACAUUCAGGGGUGGAAGGCUCAAGGCUGUGCUUCAUAAUCUAAUACCGUUGUUAAAGGCCACCAUUUCUGCCGAGAAUCUUGAUUUCGCUGCGUUUUCAGACAUCGACAUUCUCUACAGAGAAGGACUACUGCUUAAAGUAGGGAUUCAAGAUGAAAUCUGGAGAAGGCUACCAUUGCCAAAGGUGGUCACCUCAAUUCAAGAGUCUAGCGAGCGGUUACUUAGAUAUGAUACGCCGAAGAUUCUUUCGAAGGACAAGUUUGCCUGGUUGCGAGAUGAUGAAUUUGCUCGUCAAGCAAUUUCCGGGGUUAAUCCUGUCGCCAUUGAGAGGAUGACAGUUUUUCCACCAAGGAGUAACCUUGAUCCUGAAAUAUAUGGUACACUGGAGUCUGCCCUUAAGGAGGAGCACAUUAUUAAUCAACUGAAUGGCAUGUCUGUUCAACAGGCCUUGGAUGAAAAUAAACUGUUUAUAGUAGACUAUCAUGAUGUGUAUCUCCCAUUUGUGGACCGCAUUAAUGCCCUUGAUGGUAGAAAAACAUAUGCAACUCGUACCAUAUUUUUCUCGACCCCUCUCGGGACACUCAAGCCGAUUGCUAUAGAGCUUAGUCUUCCGCACACUCGACCAAAUUGUUCUCGAUCAAAGCGAGUAGUUACACCUCCGCUUGAUGGAACCACAACCUGGAUCUGGCAACUUGCAAAGGCUCAUGUUUGUUCCAACGAUGCUGGGGCUCAUCAGCUAAUUAAUCAUUGGCUAAGGACGCAUGCUGCUAUGGAGCCAUUUAUACUGGCUGCACACCGGCAUUUGAGCUCGAUGCAUCCAAUCUAUAAGCUAUUGGAUCCGCACAUGAGGUAUACCCUAGAGAUCAAUGCGUUAGCUCGCCAAAGCUUAGUCAGCGCUGAUGGUGUCAUAGAAAACUGUUUCACACCUGGCCGCUAUUGCAUGGAGAUGAGCGCUGCAGCAUAUAAGAACUUUUGGCGAUUCGAUAUGGAAGGCCUCCCUGCUGAUCUCAUCCGCAGGGGUAUGGCUGUACCUGACCCAACACAACCACAUGGCUUAAAGCUUCUACUUGAGGAUUACCCGUAUGCUCAAGACGGGCUGCUAAUAUGGUUUGCAAUAGAGAAUUGGGUCCGAACCUAUGUGAAUCGGUACUAUCCAAAUGCAAGUGUAGUUUGUAACGACAGAGAGCUACAAGCUUGGUAUGAUGAGUCUGUCAAUGUGGGCCAUGCCGAUCUCCGUCAUGCAGAGUGGUGGCCCACAUUAGCCAGCGUCGAUGAUCUUGUCUCGAUCCUAACAACCCUCAUUUGGCUGGCAUCUGCUCAACAUGCUGCCCUCAAUUUCGGGCAGUAUCCAUAUGGUGGUUAUGUGCCUAAUAGACCAACACUUAUGAGAAGAUUGAUUCCAGAAGAAACUGAUCCCGAGUAUGAAAGUUUCCUGGCAGAUCCACAAAAAUAUUUCCUGUCAGCACUGCCGACUCUGCUGCAAGCAACAAAACUAAUGGCUGUAGUGGACACAUUAUCAACUCAUUCACCCGACGAGGAAUACCUAGGCGAAAGACAACAACCAUCGACAUGGACGGGCGACUCUGAAAUGGUAGAGUCAUUUUACGAGUUCUCAGCGGAGAUGGGGCGGGUAGAGAAGGAGAUCGAGAGAAGGAACAAUGACCCUAACCUUAGGAGCCGGUGCGGCGCAGGGGUUUUGCCAUAUGAGCUACUAGCACCUAGCUCAGAACCAGGAGUAACAUGUAGAGGUGUACCUAAUAGCGUGUCUAUAUGAGCAAAAUAAUUAAUAGCCGUUUGAAUUGGCUCAAGACUAUAGCCAAUUCUGGCAUUAUAGGACCAUUCUGUAUCUAUAUAUUGAUGCUAUAGGGUGCAUUUAGUGCCACUUUUUAACAUAGGAUUUGUAUAUGUAAUAUCCAUAGCUCUGUAUUAUAAGCUUAAUGCUAAGUAUACAUUUUUUUA